Molecule: messenger RNA, 1284 nt
Organism: Arachis ipaensis
Lineage: Eukaryota; Viridiplantae; Streptophyta; Magnoliopsida; Fabales; Fabaceae
Source: RefSeq, a predicted model, not a curated record
CAUCACGAUAUGCCAAAAGGUUUUCUACAUUUAGUAUCAAUGGGUUCUCCUUUCGAACUACCAAUCGAGACAAUGGGUUAAAGACCCAGAAUAGUGGAGUUUUCUUAAUGUCUUCAACUCCUUGUGUUGCUAGCGCUAGUGAUGCUAAUGUUAGGAAUGCUGAUUUGUCAUAUUAUGGCAAAUUAGAAGAUAUUAUAGAACUAAACUACAAUGGCCGAUUUUGAGUUACUUUAUUCAAAUGUAAAUGGGCUGACACCACUAGAGAAUGAGGCUGUAGAAAGGAUAGUUGGGGUUUUACUUCUGUUAAUUUUUCACGAGUAAUACACAGUGGUGACCGAGAGGAGGAUGAUCCAUAUAUUGAAGCCUCACAAGCUCGAAUGGUGUAUUUUGUCAAUGAUGAAGUGAAUAAAGAUUGGAGUGUUGUCGUGCAUUUGAAGCCAAGAGACUCAUAUGAUAUGGGGGGAAAUGAAGAUGAUGAAGCAUGUGAGAAUGAGCCAUGGUUAGAGCAAAACUUGGAUUCUUUAUUUGAAAAUGGUGAUAAUCUAUCAUUGUUAAGAGAUGAGGUAGAUGAUGAACUACUAGAUGAUGACAUUGGAGAAGACAAACACAUGUCGGAAUAGUUAAUAUGCCAAAGCAAAAGAGGUACAAGAAUCUACUUAAAGCAGCAGCAGCUGCAAAUUCUUCACAAGACAAGUCAAUUGCAGCUGCAAAUUCCUCCCGAGACAAGUCGGCAGCUUCAAAUGCAUCACAAGUCAAGUCUGCAGCAGCUGCAAAUUCCUUCCGAGAGACAUCGGCAGCUACAAAUUCCUCCCGAGACAAGUCGGCAGCAGCUGUAAAUUCCUCCCGAGACAAGUCAGCAGCUUCAAGUUCCUCUCGGGAUAAGUCAGCAGCUUCAAGUUCCUCCCGAGACAAGUCGACAGCAGCUGCAAGUUCCUCACGAGACAAGUCAGCAGCAGCUGCAAGUUCAUCCCGAGACAAGUCGGCAGCUUCAAAUUCUUCUGAGCAUCCAUUCAAACCUAAACGUAAACGUGGACGUGAAUCUAAACAUUAUUGGACUGUUGAUGCCAUAGCAAUAGGAGAAGCAGCUGGACUCCUUGCAGGAGUUUGUGGGCAAUUGGCCACUGAUUGUGUAGCAUUUCCAAUCAGUUUUGAAAAGUGGUCAGACAUUCCAAAAGCUUUUUUGAAAAUCAAUGGAAUAUUUUUUUCCUAGUAAGAAGAUUACUCAAACUCUAAAGCUUAUUUCUUUGCCAUUAUUUAGUUAUAUUUGCUGGUUAAUAUAUAUUC